UGGUAAAACAAAGAGCAAAACUGAGCAAGAGCAACCGAGUGACAGCUCCACAGAAAAGCAACCAAAGGAAGCAAAGCCUCUCUCUCUCAUCGCGGUGUGUACAGAAUCGUCCUGCUGUGCUGCAGGGAGCUCACAGCUACUGUUGGAGCUCGAGCACCCAGGACAGGAGUCCAGACUCCAUAGCACCACUACUGGCCUACUGCUACUAUCACCUGCUCGUUCAAGAAUCUUCCAGCUUCCCCUAACAGCUUAACCUUUUGCUAUGGCUUCUUGAUCUGCGAGUCUGCUGUUGGUGUCUCAAUCCGAGAUCAUUGCCAAUCUGUCUCAACCACGUUUCCCCUUCGGUGCUAGCAAAAAAAAUCCCAUCUUUUGAACAGUGAAGCUUGGGGAAAUGGGUUUGCAGCAGGAUGUUUCUUGAAGGGCAUACCAGUUUGAUGCAAGAUUUAUAGAGCAAGAUAUUACCACCGAGAUUUUUUCUCCAAGAAGCAAUUUUCAGACAAAUAGAAGAAAAAAUCGCAUCAUUCUUCAGAGCUUGUAGCUUCAGUAGUUGCCAGAUACAUACAUCUCCAGCUACUGCUGAAUUGAACCAAUGGGUAGGGGAAGAGGCAGAGGAAGGAAGCUCACCAAUGUCCGGACCCAUGAGGAUAAGGGGAGCAGCGGUGAAGAGGUCGUCGUGCCUGCAAGGAAGAGGAGGGGACGGCCCCAAAAGCGCGUCGCAGCCGCCGAUAAGAUCAACCAAUCAGAGGUGAAAAAUCUGGGGGAGGCUGAUGAUGGCGAUGAGGACUACGAAUUGGGAGCAGGGGAUGAUGCCAAAGUGAAAGCAUCAAGAGCAGAAAACAACAUCUCUGCAGGAACUGGUGGUAACAAGAGGAACAGGGUGCCCAAGGAGGAAGAAGAGGGUUCAAAUCUUGACAUGGAGGAGAACAGCUCAAGCACUCGAUCCAGCAACGAUGAGUCGACCAGGUCCAAUGGCUUUCGGCAGACUGGGAGCCGCCGGAAGAGCACGCCGCGGCGAGCGGCGGAGGCGGGGAUAUAGCUCGCAUGAGAUAGAAUCUGGGGUCUCAGUUAGGCAUCUGCUCUUCAAUUUUGUCACCUUGGUAUUUUAGCAGUAAUCUUCAUUUUUUGUCAUCUUGGUGUUUGCUAGGCCCUACAUGAGUGUAAACAUAUACUGAUUCAUCAGAAGUUUUGCUUAUAUUGAUGAAGAUAAUGUAUGAACUACUGGAGCUCCA
Molecule: messenger RNA, 1229 nt
Organism: Phragmites australis (common reed)
Lineage: Eukaryota; Viridiplantae; Streptophyta; Magnoliopsida; Poales; Poaceae
Exons: 2
Coding region: 590-1036 (148 amino acids)
Source: RefSeq, a predicted model, not a curated record